CCUACCCCUUCCCCACCCCUACCCCUCGCCAUCCAUCCUCCCCUCCCCUUCCCCUAGUUAGUCCUCCCCUUCCCCAGCCAUCUCUCACCCUUACUUCCUCAACCCCCACGACUUCUGAUUUGUGAGAUGGCUACAGACUUUCCUGAGUCCACUGCCCCUGACUGCAAAGGAGAUCUGAAAAGCAACACCAAGCUAGAUACAGAUUACCCACUUCGGGUCCUGUACUGUGGAGUCUGUUCAUUACCAACAGAGUACUGUGAAUAUAUGCCUGAUGUUGCUAAAUGUAGACAGUGGUUAGAGAAGAAUUUUCCAAAUGAGUUUGCAAAACUCACUGUAGAAAAUUCACCCAAACAAGAACCUGGAAUUGGGGAAGGCCAAGGAACAGCAGGAGAAGAGGAGGAGAAGAAAAAGCAAAAGAGAGGUGGAAGGGGUCAAAUAAAACAAAAAAAGAAGACGGUUCCACAAAAGGUUACGAUAGCCAAAAUUCCCAGAGCAAAGAAGAAGUACGUAACAAGAGUGUGUGGCCUUGCAACUUUUGAGAUUGACCUUAAAGAAGCACAAAGGUUUUUUGCUCAGAAAUUCUCCUGUGGUGCCUCAGUUACAGGAGAGGAUGAAAUCAUCAUUCAGGGAGAUUUUACAGAUGACAUUAUUGAUGUAAUUCAGGAAAAGUGGUCCGAGGUCGAUGAUGACAGCAUUGAGGAUCUUGGAGAAGUAAAGAAGUGAUUUUAAAAAUUUGUCUGUAUUUAAUAACCUGAAGUUAUAGUUGAUGUAGCCAAAGGGAGGGAGGCCUUUAAAAAUAUAUAUAUUUAUCCUACAGUAAAACUGUAGACUACCCUUAUCCUUGGCAUUUCACUGUUCUGUACAAGGCUGCUUGUGUUUUUUCUUUUGUUUUAUUUUUUAAAUUGCCAAAGUCCAAUAAACUGGGGAAAUUCAUCAUGCUUAUGCAUGAAAUAGAGAUUUAGUUAAAUAAAAAAUUUUGGUCAUA
This is a messenger RNA of Antechinus flavipes (yellow-footed antechinus), 985 nucleotides long. RefSeq names its product density regulated re-initiation and release factor (gene DENR). Lineage: Eukaryota; Metazoa; Chordata; Mammalia; Dasyuromorphia; Dasyuridae. Bases 127 to 723 code for a protein of 198 amino acids. Gene Ontology annotation, biological process: formation of translation preinitiation complex; translation reinitiation. Gene Ontology annotation, molecular function: translation initiation factor activity; mRNA binding. The transcript is spliced from 8 exons. The record is from RefSeq and is a predicted model, not a curated record.